GAAAGUUAGAAGAGUUUAUUCCUGCCAAUUUUGGUGCCAUUUCUGGUGAACCCACACGGGACAACUGCCUGGUGUCCCCUGAGGCUCUGGGAUUUUCCAUGCUGGCACUUUCCUGGAGAAAAUCCCAGAUUCCCCCAGAUUCCUUUGGAACACAGGAAAAAUUUGCUAUUCUAGGACAAGAAGGUUGCCCUUACAUCAGGGAUGAGUUUGAAGCCCAGCAGAUAAAAAUGGGUUGAAAAAGCAAAACAAGAGUGGCAGAAAGAAGAAAACUCUUGGAUGAGGUUGGCUUAACUCAUGGCUACCAAGCUGGGAACUGCUACUAAAUGCAUUUGUGGAGUCAUCUGUAACCACUGCAGAGUGUUCACUUGUUUGUGUUUACUUGUUGUAACACUUGGUGCUGAAAAAUAAAGUGUUGUGACUUGCCUAAAAGAGGCAGUCUCAAGAAAAAGGAAGGAUUUGGUAAAUAACAAAGAGAAUAAAACAUUUCAGCUCCCCUUAAGCUGCUGAGAGAGAGCAGAGUGUUUUUUUAUGUGUUCAUUUCAGAGCAGCUGACCCAACUGCAGGAAUGUGACUCAUGGCCCCUCCAGCAAAAGGAUCAGGAGCAGUUUCUGGGUUGCUGCAAGAGCCCCACGGGAGGUAAAGGUGAUGAAGAUGAGAGGAACCUGGCUGGGUGUGACCCUGGGACAGCUGCUGGCUCUGGGACACAGGCACAAAUGGAAAAACAUGAUGGAUUCCAGAAAGUUCAGGCUGUUUGUCUGCCUGGUGGGGCUCAGCAGUGCCAGCCUCUGGCUUUUCCACACCUGGACCGACUUCUGCCUGCUCUGUGAGAGCAGCCAGGGUUUCCUGCUCCCCACGGAGACCUUCAGGAGGAUGGAGGGGAACUUCUCCCAGCUCCCAGAUGUGGACUGCCACAAGAACCCUCCCUUCCUUGUGCUGCUGGUGGCGUGCUCGUUCCAGCAGCUGGAUGCCAGGAUGGCCAUCAGGCACAGCUGGGGCAGGGAGAGGACGGUGGCGGGGAAGCGCCUGGUGACCUUGUUCCUGCUGGGGAGCCCUGGGGACCCAACCCAGCAGGCUGGCCUGGCUGCUGAGAGCCAGAGCUACAGAGACAUCAUCCAGAAGAACUUCACUGACACCUACUACAACCUGACCCUGAAGACCAUGAUGGGGAUGGAGUGGAUCCACAGGUUUUGUUCCCAGGCCAGCUUCGCCAUGAAAACCGACACGGACGUGUUUGUCAACGUGUUUUACCUCACUGAGCUGCUCCUGAGGAAAAAGAAGAGCACUGGCUUCUUCACAGGCUUUUUAAAACUGCACGAGUACCCCAUCAGGACAAGAAGGAGUAAGUGGUAUGUGAGUAGGGAAGAGUAUCCAGGAGCAACCUACCCACCCUUUUGUUCAGGGACUGGAUAUGUUUUAUCCAGCGACGUUGCCAGCCACAUCUACAACAUUUCUGAGAGUGUUCCCUUCAUUAAACUGGAGGAUGUGUUCAUAGGGCUGUGCCUGGACAAAUUAAAAAUUCAGCUGCAGGAGCUUCACUCGGAGCAGACGUUUUUCCCAGAAAGGAUCAGGUUCUCUGUUCCUCGCUUCAGGAAAAUCGUGACGUGCCAUGGAAUCAAACCAGCUGAGCAGCUGAGCUACUGGAACCACUUGGUGGCAGCCACUCAAGGAGGAGUGCUCUAGCACCUACCUCGCCCCACUGAACAGGGCUUUUCCAGGGCUGCUCCCCACUCCAGCAAAAUCCCAAUUAACUCCAGCUCCGUCACGUCAAAGGCUUUAGAAAUGGUUGUUUUAAUCACAGGAUCAGAGAAUUGUUAAGGUGGGAAAAGAUCUCCAAGAUCAUUGAGUCAAACCUUUGACUAAACACCACCUGGUCAGCUAAACCAGAGCACUGGGUGCCACAUCCAAUCAUUCCUUGAAUACCUCCCUGGGCAGCCCCUUCCAGUGCCCAAUGAUUUCCCAAUCCAGUCAUUCCUUUCCUUCCUUUCCUUUUCUUUUCAAAUCUUUCUUGGCAAUGACUUCCCACAUCCAGUCAUUCCUUGAAUACCUCCCUGGGCAGCCCCUUCCAGUGCUCAACCACCCUUUCUGUGAAAAAAUUCCCUAUUUCUGCCCAAGAACCUGCAAACCUCCUUCUCUCCAUUCACUCCCACCUCUGUGCAUCCCUUCUCUACACAAGUUACAAUUUUUUUUCCUGAAACAUCCAGGCCUGCUAACCCACUCCAAAUCUUGCUGCCAGAGGCCUGGGAACAUUUCUGCUGUGCCAAACAAAAAGAGAAAAAAGUCAAAGCACUUUUGUUCGGGGAAUAAAAUCUGCAGCAUCUUCUUGAUGAAUUACUGCACCCAUCUGUGCAGGCACUUAAGGGAUGAUAUUUGUAGCUGUCAGGAUGCUCCCUCCUGGCAUAGGGAGCUGCAGCCCUGCCCUUGCAGCCAGCUCUGAGUGGGCUGAGCUGCAUCCUGGCACAGAUCCCUCCUUCAGUCUACACCAAUUUUUUAUUUUUUAUUUUUUUUUUUGCAGAGAUGGUAGAAUUUGCCCAUGCAACACUCUCAGGACAACCUUGGGCACUGCAGGUCACCUGGUGGAGGUGUAAAAGCUGCUGCAGCUGCUUCCUUGUGUGUGCUUCCUGCUGAAAAUAAUCCAGUGAUGGAGCCAGUGCAGGGCGCCUGCUCUUCCUAUUGAAAUAGACCCUGGAGACAUCUUUUAUAUUUGUGUCUCACUUUGAUUGCCUGAGAGCUGCUGUGAAUGGUUUGCCAAGGCUAAACCAGAGUCACUUACAGUGAUUUAGACUUUUUUUUUUUUUUUCCCAAAGAGAAACUGGGUGUGUGAGGGAGAAGACAGGAGGAGUUUUC
Molecule: messenger RNA, 2844 nt
Organism: Agelaius phoeniceus (red-winged blackbird)
Lineage: Eukaryota; Metazoa; Chordata; Aves; Passeriformes; Icteridae
Source: RefSeq, a predicted model, not a curated record